This is a messenger RNA of Letharia lupina, 1959 nucleotides long. RefSeq lists its product as uncharacterized. Lineage: Eukaryota; Fungi; Ascomycota; Lecanoromycetes; Lecanorales; Parmeliaceae. Gene Ontology annotation, biological process: regulation of DNA-templated transcription. The transcript is spliced from 2 exons. The record is from RefSeq and is a predicted model, not a curated record. Bases 1 to 1959 code for a protein of 652 amino acids.
AUGGCAAAACUCGGCAUCAUAGCAUCCGUGGUCCAAAUCGCUGACGUUGGCUUACGUCUAAGCAUCAAGCUCUACACCUUCGGUGAAAUUGUUUCGAACGCAGAUAGAUCCGUUAUCUCCAUAUCCAAAGACGUAUCCCUCACCUCUUCCGUUCUCAAAGAGCUGGGAUCGUUGCUUGAUAAAGAUGAAUCGAGUCGGAUGGUCUCGGAGAAUGCAGUGCAGACCGCUGGUAAGGUCGUGAAAGAGUGUUUGGAGGUUUUCGAAGAGAUAGAUACUAUAUUGCCUUCUUCAGUGAUCAAAGAUCAGAGAUCCCUAAUCGAAGAUUUGGCGAGGUCCAAUCAGGACUACAUACGCAACUUCGAGAGCUUGAAGCUGGGGAUCGAAGACAAUCAAAGCACAAAAGAGUCAUAUUCACAAAAGGGUGGGACUAGCAGAGAGAUGGGUUGGCACCUACAGGAGCAGCCACAGGUAAACUCUCAGCGUGGUGCACCUAGAAAGAGAAGUGACCCACAAGAAGCCCAUGCACCACACAUGAACACAGGCGAUAUGUUCCUUAGUAUCAGUGUUCAGAACAUGCCUGUGAAGCAGGAACCGAAUGACACCAAACCGCAGCGGGAGAUGCAAGACAAUGAGCCGGCAGAAGAUGAACUCUUCUCCCAUCUCAAGCACUACAUUAGCCUCGUCAAUAACCUACUCAACGAGGUCGACGAACUCAAGUACGACAUUCGAGUUGAUAGCCGCGAUCGAGUCAAGGUCGAGAUCUUGCGGACGUAUAAGCACGAAAUGAAAAUUCUAGAUACUCCCGACCAACGUUUAUGGGGCUCAAUGGCGGCGAAACCUAUCGCGCCUCUUGUAAGCGGUCUCCAGAAACACUUGCACCAAGCUCAGCAGCGGCAGAAUCAACAGAGGGUCAAGCAAUAUCAACGUCAAGAUACCGUAGGGCAGUGCAUGAUGGCGCCUCCGAUUGUUAAUCCAAAACCUUUUGUGCAAAGUGCGGAUUUUUAUCCACAGCAACAUUCGUACAUGAAUAGCAGCGAACAACCAUCAGCAGCACCGACAAUGUCGCACUCAGCCUUAGCAUUUGGCUCCCAAUCGCGACGAGACGUGCCUCAGACCUAUGCUGAGCCAAGCUGGAUAGCGCAGGGUUCUCUGGACUUACCAGACUCCAAGAGAAGACAGCCCAAACCCGAAAUGUUUGGCGAAACAUCACUAUCAGCUCAAGGUGCGGGCACAUCGGUGGACGAAUGGCACGCAUCGUAUUAUACGCAACUGGCACAAAUGCAAGCACAAGACCGGCAAAAGGAAGCUUUUGAUAGUUUCCUGCUAUCUCAAGCAGCCGCAGCAACUACUGCGGUCGCGUCAGCUCAACCGAGCUAUGACUGUUCGAUGCCACAAGCAGCAAUGCCUAUUGAAGCUACUUCACCUCUCCCAUGGACUUCUCCUAAGACAUUGGACUCACGAUCCCAAGCUGAUGGCUAUACUAAAUUGGACUACACUUCCAGCAGACUCGCUUCAUUAGACGAUAAACCCCUAGAAGACACUUUUCCUGGUGCGGUAGAAUCAGUCAGCGCAAAAAAGUCAUCCACUUCAUUUAGAAGAUUUGCGAGGAAGCGUAUCAGAAGUAGCAGUGACCUGGGAGGCCUCAUUCUUCAUAACCUUACUCUUCCCAGUGCCACAAAGUUAGCAACAACGCCUGAUCGUUCGACCCACAAUACAGAGACUAGGUCGGCGACGGCAGAGUCAGCCAGGCUCGGUCAACUGAGAGGCACGAAAAGGAGGAAAGAUGGAAGUCCGAUUCGUCUCAAGGAACGAAUCAUGACGACAUUUGAUUAUGGGACACAAUGUGUAAACGGAGUCAAUCAUGAUCCAGAUCCAGAUACUCCUGAUGGCAGACGAAGUGUUGUAGACGAUCUCAUCGAAAUGUGGACAUUGUUGCCCGUCAAGAAGGCUACUGUGUGA